CCAUUGCACUCCAGCCUGGGUGACAGAGCGAGAAUCCAACUCAAAAAAAAAAAAAAAUUAGCCAGGCAUGGUGGUGUGCGCCUGUAAUCCCAGCAUUUUGGGAAACUGUGGAAGGCGGAUUACUUGAGGUCAGGAGACCAGCGUGGCCAACUUGGUGAAACCCUGUCUUUACUAAAAAUACAAAAAUUAUCCGGGCAUGGUGGUGGUUGCCUAUAAUCCCAGCUAAUUGGGAGGCUGAGGCAGGAGAAUCACUUGAACCUGGCAGACCGUGGUUCCAAGUGAGCUGAGAUCACGCCACUGCACUCCAGCCUGAGUGACAGAGUGAGACUCCAUCUCAAAAAUACAAACAAAAAGUUAAAAAAGUUGCAAAACCUCUGCUUUCUAAGUGCCCCCCAACCAGGUCCCUCGCUUAUUCAUUCAACAAACACUGCUGAACUGCUACUAAGUCCCAGGGACUGUCACCGGAAAAGGAGGUCCCGAUCCAGACCCCAAGAGAGGGUUCUUGGACCCCACGCAAGGAAGAAUUCGGGAGAGUCCACUGAGUAAAGUGAAAGCAAGUUUUAAUAGGAAUGUAAAGGAAUAAGAGAAGGGCUGCCCCAUAGGCCGAACAGCGGCCUGGGCUGCUCCACCAAGAACUCUUAUUAUUGUGUCUUGAUAUGUGCUAAACAUGGUGUGGAUUAUUCCGGACUUUUCCGGGAAAGGGGCAGGCAAUUCCCGGAAGUGAGGGCUCCUCCCCCUUUUAGACCAUCUAGGGUAACGUCCCGGCGUUGUCAUGGCAACUGUAAACUGUCCUGGUGCUGGUGGGCGUGUCUCUCUCAUGCUAAUGUAUUAUCAUCAGCGCAUAAUGAGCAGUGAGGACUGGCUGUAGGUUUUGGUGGUUUGGGGCCAGCUUCUUCACGGCAUCCCGUUUAUCAGCGGGGUCUUUGUGAUCUGUAUCUUGUGCUGAUCUCAUCCUGUGACUAAGAAUGCCUGACCUUCAGGGAAUGCGGCCCAGCCGGUCUUGGCCUCAUUUUACCCAGCCCCUGUUCAAGAUGGAGUCUCUCUGGUUCGAAUGUUUCUGCAGAACCAUUCCACGUUCUUUGGAUUCACGGCAAAGGGGCUGCGGCCUCUGCCCCUCUGUGCCCCACUGUGUGUGGGUCCUAGAAGCAUUGCAGAGGCAGCUGUGGCUGCCCCAACUACGGUGGAACCUGGGAGACGGGAGUCUUGGGAGGGGCCUCCUGGAGGUCCAUUCUAGCUUCUACCUCUGGGAAGCUGGCGUGAGGUAGUUUCUGUGGCCUCCCCGGCCCUGAUUAGGACGGGACUUUCCACCCAGCCCCCAGAGCUCCUCGCUUCUUUCCUGGUCAGCCUUACAGAGCUUCCCUUCUAGAAGAGGAAGACAAACAUUUAAAUAAAGUAAACACAUAGAUACUUUCCUAUAGUGAUAAAUGCUAAGAACAAACUAAAACAGGGUUAGAGACGCACAUUGCCGCAGAUCCAUCUGUGGUCAGGCUCUGGGAAGGUGAUGGAUGAGUAGCCUGAUGAGGUUUGCGGGGCAGGGUCUGUGUGGCUGGGAGGGCAGUGGGAUGGGGUCCCUGGUCCCUUGCCUGGAGACCCUUUGGGCCCUUGGAGAGGCAGGUCCUCUAGGGAGUGGGGGAGGCCAGGCCAGGGCCCUCAGGAGACUCUGUCCUUGGGAACCUGGGAGGCUGAAGGGGGCUGGGGUGGGAAUGGGCAGCCCCCAUCACCUUUCCCGUGCAGCCACUGGAGAGGCCAGGCUGCUGCAGCCACCCCAAAAAGCCACGCUCUCUUCUCCUGCCUGGCCCCAUGUACUGGGAGACAGGAAGUGCCCUCAGCACCAGCCCUACCCACGCUGCCCCAGGCCCCCAGGAUCCCGAUGCCCCAGGCCUUGCCGGGGCAGAGCUGCUUUUCCGGAUGCCGAUGCACCCUAGCAGGGAUUCUCCCCUCACUCCCCACCGCCCCCCGCCCCCCGCCCCCAUCUGCCCAGGCAUCUGUCCCUUCCCUGGCUCCAGACUUGCCCCAGCCAGUCCCCAAAGGGUUUUCAUCCCUACCAUGCCAGCACCACCCUCUUCUCCAGGCCACCUGCCUGGAGUCCUUGGUGAAUCUUUUGUCCUGUCCAGCAUUUACAGAAAGGAAGGCCAGAACCUCACCCUGCCCUCCUCCCCAGCCUGGAAUCAGGAGGAGGGGCUGGCACCCACCCCUGGGUGGGCUUAGCCAGCAGGGACAGGAGUGGGUGAGGGGGCUGCCCGAGGGUGGGCCCCGUGGAGAGACCUGUGAGGCCUUCCAGGGGCACAUCGGGGGCACAUCCAAGGCUGUGCUUCCUGGGGGAGGUGGCAUCUGAGCAACUUUCAUCCACAAGCAUGUUCCUGCUUGUCCUCCCCAACCGCCCUGGCCUUUGUUCCCCAGGAGGGCAGCUGAGCUGGGGCCCUGGCAGCCAGCAGGGGAGGGAGUAUGUUGGACAGGGGCUGUGCCCGAAGGCAGGGCCUUCCUAAGUAGCUGAGUAAACAGCAUCAGGUGGCCUCAGCCUGGCCCAGGGGACCAGCUGUGUUCUCCCAUCCCCUGCAAGGCUGAAGCUGCCACCUUUCAGCUUUUCAGCAGCAGACGCUCCACCCCAAAGCCUGCAGAAGGGAUUUUGUGAAGAGGGUCACCAGGCUGAGCCUCGGCCAGAACCCGUCUACAGAGGACCCCCAGCCAGAGCGGAAAGCUCCUGAGCCAGCUCCCUUGGGUAACGGAGCCAAGCCCCUCUGAAGGCUAAGUGGAUCCCUGCUUCCCCAGAUGGACUCCCAGAGGCCUGAGCCCAGAGAGGAGGAGGAGGAGGAACAGGAACUGCGGUGGAUGGAGCUGGACUCCGAAGAGGCCCUGGGAACCAGGACAGAGGGGCGUAGUGUCUUCCAGGGCUGGGGGCACCUGCUCCAGGCCGUGUGGAGGGGCCCUGCAGGCCUGGUGAUGCAGCUGCUGCGGCAAGGGGCCAGCGUGGAGGACAGGGACCACGCAGGCCGGACCCCGCUCCACUUAGCCGUGCUGCGGGGCCACGCGCCCCUGGUGCGUCUCCUGCUGCAGCGAGGGGCCCCGGUGGGCGCGGUGGACCGGGCGGGGCGCACUGCGCUGCACGAGGCCGCCUGGCACGGGCACUCGCGGGUGGCCGAGCUGCUGCUGCAGCGCGGGGCCUCGGCAGCGGCGCGCUCCGGGACGGGGCUCACGCCGCUGCACUGGGCCGCUGCCCUGGGCCACACGCUGCUGGCCGCGCGCCUGCUGGAGGCUCCGGGCCCGGGACCCGCGGCGGCGGAGGCGGAGGACGCGCGCGGCUGGACGGCGGCGCACUGGGCGGCCGCGGGCGGGCGGCUGGCCGUGCUGGAGCUGCUGGCGGCCGGCGGCGCGGGCCUGGACGGCGCCCUGCUCGUGGCUGCCGCUGCGGGGCGCGGGGCGGCGCUGCGCUUCCUUCUGGCGCGCGGGGCGCGGGUGGACGCCCGGGAUGGCGCGGGCGCCACAGCGCUGGGUCUGGCGGCCGCCCUAGGCCGCUCCCAGGACAUUGAGGUGCUGCUGGGCCACGGGGCAGACCCAGGCAUUAGGGACAGGCAUGGCCGCUCCGCGCUGCACAGGGCUGCUGCUGGGGGACACCUGCCCACCGUCCAGCUGCUGGUCACCCAGGGGGCUAAGGUGGAUGCGCGGGACACCCUGGGCCUCACACCCCUGCACCACGCUUCUCGGGAAGGCCACGUGGAGGUUGCCGGCUGCCUCCUGGACAGGGGUGCCCAGGUGGAUGCUACCGGCUGGCUCCGAAAGACCCCCCUACACCUGGCUGCAGAGCGAGGGCAUGGCCCUACCGUGGGGCUUCUGCUGAGCCGAGGGGCCAGCCCCACCCUGCGGACGCAGUGGGCCAAGGUGGCCCAGAUGCCUGAGGGGCACCUGCCCCAGGAGCUGCCAGAACUUGGAGGGGGGCAGAAGGAGUGUGAGGGCACAGAGCCCACGGGCUGAGCCAGACAGCAGGCUCCAGGCUCCACCGCCCCAGCCAUUUCCAGGCUCUCUGGCUGAGGCUGCCUGUCUAGAGGGGACAUCAGGGGAGAGGCUUCUGGAGGAGAGGGUGGGAGAAAGUGGGGGAUGUGGCUUGAGCCGCAGUCACAGGCCUUGGCUGGACCAGGGAUGGCCCUCAGCUCCCAGGAGGGCCCACUGACCCUGCAGCUCCAGCCUUCUCCCCACUCUAGCAAAGAAUGAGCUGUGGCAAUGAGGGAAGAGAGAGACCCUCUCAUAUUGUUUUAUACUCAGUACCUGUUUUAAGAAAAAACAACAAGGAAGUAAAACCAAAGACAGGCAGCCCAGUGCCAGGCCUGAAACCAGGCCUAGGCCUGCCUGGCCUAAACCCAGUAGUUAAAAAUCAACUCAAGUUAGAAACCGCUGUUAUUCAUAUUUUCCAGACAUUGUAUAGAAGAACAUUGUGAAACUCCCUGCCCUGUUCUGUUGCUCUCUGACCACCAGUGCAUGCAGCCCGUCAUGUACCACCUGCUUGCUCAAAUCAAUCAUGACCCUUUCAUGUGAAAUCUUUAGUGUUGUGAGCCCUUAAAAGGACAGAAACUGUGCACUCGGGGAGCUCGGAUUUUAAGGCAGUAGCUUGCCGAUGCUCCCAGCUGAAUAAAGCCCUUCCUUCUACAA
Molecule: messenger RNA, 4641 nt
Organism: Symphalangus syndactylus (siamang)
Lineage: Eukaryota; Metazoa; Chordata; Mammalia; Primates; Hylobatidae
Gene: ANKRD65
Product: ankyrin repeat domain 65
Molecular function (GO): protein binding
Source: RefSeq, a predicted model, not a curated record